ACCCCUAAGGGGAAAAAAAGGGCGGGUCCCGGCACGGACGCCCCCGAGCCGCCCGGUUUUGAGUGGGGGGCAAUUGUGGGAAUCGCCCGAAUUGUUGGGGGUUUGUUGUUUUGGGAAGGAGGGGGCUGUUUUCCAAGCGGGAAAUGGAGCUGGGGGUGGGGGGGUGGACAGGGUGGAUUUGGGGGGAGUAAGGACAGGGGGCUCCCCCAAACUUCCCCCCCCCGCCUUCCUGCUUUGUGUAACUGCAGCGACGCGUUUCCUGCCCCCCCGGGAAUUAAAAAUGGUUGGAAUUACGCAACGAGGGCGGAGGGCUCGGCAGCGGCAUCCAGGGAUUCCGGGAACGCUGGGAUCGGGGCUUCAGGGUGUCCCCUGCGCCCCUCUCCCCCAAAUCCCUGAUUGACCCCCCCCCCCAGGGGUUUUAUUGGGGCGUUUCCUGCCCUCCCCCCGCCCCCGGGAAUCAAAAAUGGUUGGAAUUACACAAUGGGGGGUCCCGAGAUAGCGGGACUGGGGGGUAGCAGGACCGGGGUUUUUAAGGUGGCCCCUGUGCCCCGCCAGAUUCCCCCCUCACGAGGGCCUGGGGGUGCAUUUCUGCCCCCCCCCCCCUCCCCCAUCCCUUCAAUUAAAAAUGGUUGGAAUUACACGACGAGGCCAGAGGGUUACACAGUGGCAUGGAGGAAUUUUGGGAUCAGGCUCUCACGUGUGGAGAUAUCAAAGGCAGCUCCUCACCCCGGUCCUGCCAUGGACUGGUUCCACUGCGCUCGCUGCUUCCGCCAGGAUGGCACCCAGUUCACCAUCACCAGCUGUGGCCACAUCCUGUGUGAGGGCUGUGGGGGCACAGGUCCCUGCCCAGUCUGUGCCACCGCCUGUCGCUACCUGCCGCUAUCCCAGCAGAUGCGCCCGGAGGUGAAGGUUUUCUUCAAGAACCCAGUGGCCAUCGCCCUCAAGCACCUUGCCCACGUGAUGCAGGUAUGGCAGUUCCAGAAGGCACAGGCACAGCUGCUGGUGGACUUACACCGGGACAAAUCUCAGCAGAUGCAGGCGGAGCUGGAGAAGGCCAGAGAGGAGCUGAGGGAGACGAGGAGGGAGCUGGAGUCACUCCGCCAGGAGAAUGCAGAGCUGCGCCGCAUUCAGGUGACCCCCAAAGUCCUCCUUUCCCUUCCCUGGCCCCCAAAAAUGCCCCCCAAAGUCCCUCUGCCCCUUCCCUCACCCCCAGACUAUCCCCCCCAAACUUCCCUCCCUGCCAAAACUGCCCUCCAGAUCUCCCCACAGCUGUCCCCGGGAUGGCGCUGGAGCAGCCGCAGCAGCACCCCCCGUCCCUCCCCCACACAGUCAGUCACCCCCCAGCCCCGCCGGCAGCUCAGCAGCCAAGUGGUCAGCCGCUUAGCCCCACUGGAACCCCCCCGGUCCCACAGCACCCCAGGAUGGCAGGCUGGUGUAGCCUACCGAGAUUCAAGGACCCCUCUGGCCUCCAACGUAGGGCUCUGCUCUGAGGCCGGCGAGGGGCGGGCGCUCCCAGUGGGACAGCAAUCCACGACCAUAAAGGACAAACAGAGACCUUUGAAGGGAUCCAAGGCUCCUGGACAGGAGCUCCGGGAGAUCCCUGGAGGUGGCUGGGCGCAGGAGAAAUAAAAAUUAAUUUUAAAAAUGCCAA
Molecule: messenger RNA, 1651 nt
Organism: Parus major (Great Tit)
Lineage: Eukaryota; Metazoa; Chordata; Aves; Passeriformes; Paridae
Gene: RNF212B
Product: ring finger protein 212B
Exons: 10
Coding region: 481-1629 (382 amino acids)
Biological process (GO): protein sumoylation; reciprocal meiotic recombination; homologous chromosome pairing at meiosis
Cellular component (GO): synaptonemal complex
Molecular function (GO): SUMO transferase activity
Source: RefSeq, a predicted model, not a curated record